This is a messenger RNA of Cinara cedri, 5889 nucleotides long. Lineage: Eukaryota; Metazoa; Arthropoda; Insecta; Hemiptera; Aphididae. The record is from the annotation of a GenBank genome assembly.
CGAUUGUCGUGAUAACUCAAAUUUUCUAUAGUGAAAAAAAAUGUGAUGUUAAAUUAAAUCUACCUAGAAAUUUGAAUACUAUAAAUAUUUUUAAGUUAAUUUUUAGGUAGUAGAUAUGUCACAAAGAUUUUUUACUAUAUCCAAAAAGGUGGAAAGGUUGUUGAUGAAUGGAAUUCGUACAGGCCGGUUAGAUAAUUUUGCGGUGAGUGUCAAUCAUUCAGACUAAUGUGUUAAGACUUAUAAUAAAUAACAAUAUUAAUAAAAUGUAUAAAAUAAGUUAUAAUAAUAGUAAUAAAAUUGUUAAAUUUGUCUUCGUGUAUUAACAGUUGAAUCGUCAUUUGAACCUGUUGAGCAGGCGCCAAGUAUUGCCAAGUUUGGGUACAGUACUCAAACAAUGGACACAUCUUAGUGAAAAACCACCGUCAGGUUUUGAAAAGUAUUUUGAUAAAGAUAAAAAAGGUAAAGAUGACAAAAAGUCUAGCAGUUCUGGUAGAAAACCAUUUGAACAAAAUGCAUUUAAACAAAGGAUGAGCCGAUUGUCACAAGGGUAAUGAAUCUUUUAUUUGUAUGCAAUUUUUAUUGCAUAAUAAAUUAGAUAUUAACCUAGGUACUUGAUAUAAAUUUUUGUAUGCAAUGUAUAGAAUUCAAAAUCUGUUUAUCAUUUUUUUAGUUUUGAACUUAUUACCAUCAAAUAUAAUGUAAUACAAUUGAUUACAGUGUGUUAAAAAAAAAAAAAUUACCCAUUUCAUACCUAUUAUAGUUUUAAAUGUUGUAUUUAAUUUUCUUGCCUUUUAAUAGUGAUAACACAUUUAAACAUUGUUUAAUUAUACUAUAUUCAUUUUGUUUCAUUCAUUGCUAAUUUUCUAGAUAAUCAAUAAUUAAAUUCUGAUAUAUUAACAAAUGUAUACACAUUUAAUAUAUAAUUUGUACUUUAUAUAUCUUAUGUUUAGAAAGUAAGUAAAGAAAUUAUCGAAUUUGUUCAAAUAAUAUGUUAUUUUGCAAUAUUGUGCAAUCUCAUAAUAUUGUCACUAAUGGUAGAAUGCCAACAAACUAUCAAUCUUUAAAAUUAUUAUAUAAAUGUGUAAAUACAGUAUUCAUUAUUUUUCUUGGUUUUAAUUCUAACAAAUAUUUUCUUUAAUAUCAUAAAUUUUAUCAGAAAUUUAUAGUUUUUAAUGAACAUAUGUUCAAAUAUUAGUUCAUCCAUUGCUUAAUAAUAUAUCAAGGUUACUUGUUUUACUAGAAUAUACAUACAAAUAUACCUAUGUAAGGACUAAACACAUUAUCUAUUCUUGUACUAUUGUAAAAUUGUCAAGUUAAUUUUAGAAAAAAUUACAAUUUAGCCAUUCUUUAAUUAAUUACAUUCCUUAAAUUGUCUUCAAUCAUAAUUGUAAGUUUUAUUAAACAGUAACCACAACUUUAUUAAUUUAAAUGAUAUUUUAAUAAAUAAAUAAAACUGAAUUAAAAUUGUUAAAAUUUAAAUGUUUAACAAAUGAAAAAUCAUUUCAAGAAAUUCUUGCAUAAUAAUAUUAUAUUAAUUAUUAAUUAUUAAUAUUAUAUAUAGUAGUUAAGCCAUUGCUAUAGGUGAGAAGUUGGAUAUAUUUUAUGGUACUUGGUAAUUUUAGUUGUAUAAUGUAUGAAAUUAAAAACUAUCGCAAACCAAUUGUGAUCCUAUGCAGUUUCAUUUAAUUUUUGAAAAAUUAAAAUCUAUGUACCAUUUUAUAAAUUUGUAAUUAAAUACUUUUAAAAAUAAACCGCAGCUUUACAUUUGACUUCAAAGUUAUACUAAGUCUAGAAAAUGUUAAUAUUGAAUAUUCAGUGAACAUUUUAGGUCUAUGAUUAUUUAAACUGAAUAACUAUAAAAAAUAAAAUAAAUUUGAAUGGAAAUAUGUUUAAAUUGUUUAUUGAUUUAUUCCAGGGGUGGUCCUGGUGAUUCUGAAAAAGAAAAAUGGAUACUUUAUAGUGUGGCUGCUGCUAUUGGUCUAGUCAGUCUUAUUUCAUUCUAUAACAGGAGUUACAAAGAAAUCACAUGGAGAGAUUUUGUUAAUAAGUAAGUUUAUACAUGUUUUAGCUUAAAAUGAUUAUUAUUGUUUCAUAAAUAGAUCUUUCAGAUCUUUUUAUAAUUAUUACAACAUACACUCAUAAGUCAUAACAAUAUAAAUUUGACAUUUUUUUAAUUCAUUAAUAUACUCGUUGUUUUUAUCAGUUAUUUGAAUCGACAUGUAGUUGACAAAUUAGAAGUUGUUAACAAGAAAUGGGUUCGUGUUAAUUUACAGCCAGGAUCUUCUGUCGACGGCAAUGUAUGAUAAAAUUGAACAGGAUAAAACAUAUUAAUUAUUUUAUAAUUAUUACAAAUAUUUUAUAGGCAACUUUAUGGUUCAACAUUGGCAGUGUUGACUCUUUCGAAAGAAGUUUAGAAAAUGCACAACUUGAACUGAAUUUAGAAACAUCUAAUUAUGUACCAGUGGUUUAUAAAACAGAACUAGAAGCAAGCAGUUUUUCUGGAUUUCUUCCGACAUUGUUAUUUAUAGGAUUUUUAUUAUUCAUGAUGAGAAGAUCUGCUGAAAUGAUGACUGGCCGUGGAAGAAAAGGAGGUGGGCUUUUUGGAGGUGUUAUGGAUUCAACAGCUAAACUUGUCGACCCAAAAGAUAUUGAUGUCCGAUUCAAGUAAAUAAAAAUUAUAUUUAUAACAUAUUAUGUAUACUAUUUGUAUAGUAUCUGAAAUUAAUAUGCUAAUUUAGAGAUGUUGCUGGUUGUGAAGAAGCUAAAAUAGAAAUUAUGGAGUUUGUUAACUUUUUGAAGAAUCCACAGCAAUAUUUAGACCUUGGGGCCAAAAUUCCCAAAGGAGCAAUGCUUACGGGUAUGAUUAUUUUAUUACAAAGUUUGGUUCUAUUAAAUAUUUAUUAAAUACAUGCAUUUAUUUUUAUAUUUAGGGCCCCCUGGUACUGGUAAAACACUACUUGCUAAAGCAACUGCUGGGGAAGCAGAUGUACCUUUCCUAUCAGUGUCUGGUUCAGAAUUUUUAGAAAUGUUUGUUGGUGUGGGUCCAUCCAGAGUUAGAGAUAUGUUUACCAUGGCUCGUAAACAUGCUCCGUGUAUACUAUUUAUUGAUGAAAUUGAUGCAGUUGGUAAAAAGAGAGGUGGUCGUAACUUGGGUGGUCACUCUGAACAAGAAAAUACCUUAAAUCAAUUGCUCGUAGAAAUGGAUGGUAUACUGCGAUUAUAAUACUAAAACUUGGUACACAUCUGUAUUAAUAUUAAUGUAUUUUUGUUUUAGGAUUUAAUACAACUACUAAUGUUGUAGUUUUAGCGGCUACUAACAGAGUAGACGUUUUGGACCAAGCAUUGAUGCGACCUGGUCGUUUUGACCGACAGAUAUAUGUUCCAGCACCAGAUAUUAAAGGCCGUGCAUCAAUUUUCGGAGUACAUUUAAAACCACUGAAAACAAAUUUGAAUAUUUUAGAAACUGCUAGAAAGUUAGCUGCUCGUACACCUGGUUUUACAGGUAUAGUUUAAUAUCAUACUAUAAAAUAAAUUUAAAACUCUUAAAAGAUGGAUUUCCUUUCCUAAAGGUGCGGACAUAGCUAAUGUGUGCAAUGAAGCUGCUCUAAUAGCAGCUAGAGAUUUAUCAACUUCUAUUACACAAAAACAUUUCGAACAAGCCAUUGAAAGAGUAGUAGCUGGUAUGGAAAAAAAAAGUAGAGUUUUGCAAGCAGACGAGAAAAAAAUUGUUGCCUAUCAUGAAGCGGGUCAUGCUGUUUGUGGUUGGUUCUUAAAAUUUGCAGAUCCACUAUUAAAAGUAUUGAUGAAAACAAUUAAACUUAUAAAUUUGUUACUUUACUUUUGCGUUAAUUUUACACAGUAAAAUCAUAUUUCAUGAAAUUAAAAUAAUUAAAUUUAUUAUACAGAUAUUGUAAAUGAAUAAUUACAAACUUGUAUAAAACAUAAAUAAAAAAUUUAAAUUAUUAAAUUAAUAAUAUUAAAAAAUAAAAUGCUUGCUGAAAAUGAGAACUGCCAUUUAUUUCCGCUUACCUUUUUAUGUGUGUGAAAGUUUUAGAUAACAAAUAUCAGUAUCAUGUCUUUUUUAUAGUAUCUUACAUAUUAAUUUUAAUAUUGCUGUUAGGUUUCAAUUAUACCAAGAGGAAAAGGAUUAGGAUAUGCUCAAUAUUUACCCAAAGAACAAUAUCUGUAUUCCAAAAGUCAGUUAUUUGAUAGAAUGUGCAUGACUCUUGGUGGAAGAGUAUCUGAACAAGUAUUCUUCAAUGAAAUCACUACAGGUGCACAAGAUGAUUUGAAAAAAGUUACAGAAAAUGCAUACGCACAGGUAUAAAAAGUUUAUGGAUUUAUUCAUUACUCCUAUUUAUUCAAAUAAUUUAUCAUUAUUUUAGAUUGCACAUUUUGGUAUGAACGAGAAAGUUGGUAAUGUUAGUUUCGAUUUACCUCAACCAGGAGAAAUGGCAUUUGAAAAGCCAUAUUCCGAAACCACAGCGCAUUUGAUUGAUUCGGAAGUGAAAAUAUUGGUUACCCAAGCUUAUGACCAUACUAUGGAGUUAGUCAAAAAACAUAAGAGUGACAUUAUAAAGGUAAUGUUUUAUGGUUGUGUAUUUUCACAUAAAGUAGACAUUAAUACUUGUUUCAAUGAAUUUUAAUCAACUAUAAUAACCAGAAGGAGAAACCUUUGAGCAUUAUUCAGGAAAUAAAAUAUAUGUAGGUAUAUUAUCUGUAUUCAUAAAUGUUAUAGUGUUGAAAAAGUGUCAUGUUAUUUUUAAAUUAUUUACUUUAAUCUAGUGUUUUUUAUUAUACAUAAAUAUAUUCUAAAUAAAAACAGAGUUUAGAUUUUAAAUUGUAUUUAGCUAUGUUUAUAAAUCUGUGUACACAAAUUAAAUCAUUGGGAAAAUCAUAAUAUGAACAUUUUAUACUACGCGCAAGUUAAUACUCGUAACAAUGUCUUCUUUUCUCUUUUCAAUUUUAUUUUUUUAUUACUUAUAAAUUGUAUAUUUUAUUAUUUACAAGUCUAUUAUAAAUAUAAUUUAACUAGAUAUAUUUUAAGUAUAACUUUUUAAUAUUUUUAAUUUGUAGGUCGCUGAACGAUUAUUGCAACAAGAAGUCCUUAGUAGAGAAGAUAUGAUUGAACUCUUAGGUGCUAGGCCUUUCCAAGAAAAAUCAACUUAUGAGGAGUUUGUAGAAGGAACUGGUUCAAUGGACGAAGACACAACAUUACCGAAAGGACUUCAAGACUGGAACAAAACCAGUGAUUCAAAAGAUAAGACCACCAAAGAUGCAGAAAUUUAGUAAAUUGACACUGGUCGAUGUUUUAACUUUAUGUUAGUAUGUAGUCUGAAUAAAUUUUGUAAAAGAAAAAAUUCAUUAUUUUUGAACUUUGAUUUAUUUAUCAACUAUCAUAAUUAUAAUUUGCAUUUGUAUUACAGCAUUAUAUUUGUGUAUUGAUUUUGUGAAAACGAAAUUAUGUCAACAUUGCUUUAAUACAACAUGUUAAUUAGCUGGUUCAGACCAUAUAAAUAUAAAACUAUAUAAAUAGUAAUAUAUGGUUAUCCUAGAGAUGAGCUAUAAUUGUUUUAUUAAAAAAUGUUAACACGGAAUUUAUUUAUAUAUACAUCUAUCGUUUCUUGUUUUGUGAUUAAAUAUUCGCAUUGUUUUUACAAUUUUGUUUGUGGUUCAAAUGACUAGUAUUCAUAUUAGUAAAGAAAGUGUGUUUUUAUAAUAACAAUAUUGAUAACACUAAAUUUUAAUAAUUUAUUUUGUAUCGCUUGAUGCAGCGAAAAAAAAGGUCGUAUUUUUUUUUUUAAACAACGCCCGCGAAAAAUAUCUAUUCAUUCAAUGAGAUUAUGUUAAAAGUCAGAAAAUGUUAUAUGCGACUUUUUUUAUUACGGC